AUGCGGUCCGUCUUCUACAAGGACGCUUACACGGGAAUUCGUCAGGUCGAGAAAGACCUCAAUGUGGCUCGCAACAAUUACGUCCACAUACAGAUGAUGAACACAAACUGGGGCUCCGGGAAUCCGGUCGAGUUCUUGAGCGACACCUAUUUCACCGCAUUCGAUGAUCACCGUUAUUUGAAGUGGUCGACGAGCGUUUCUGUCUCGCAUCAGAGCUAUAUCUCAACUUCUUGCAAAGAUAACCGCAACUCAGAUGCCGCUGGGCCUACCAUAGUUGGCGAGUGGAGUAUCGCAGUGCCAGACAACGUUGAAUCGACGGAUGGGUGGAGCCCAAGCAAGCAGAAAGCCUUCUACAAGAAGUGGUUUGCUGCUCAGGUUUACUCUUACGAGGAAUGGACUGCAGGCUGGGUUUUCUGGACGUGGAAGACCGCGCUUGGCGAUGACUACCGGUGGUCCUACAAAGCCGCCGUUGCUGCCGGUGUCAUUCCGAAGGACUUGAACACUAUUGCCACUUCUGGUGUUUGUGGAUAA
Messenger RNA from Colletotrichum tamarilloi, 531 nucleotides. Its product is annotated as endo-beta-1,6-glucanase. The transcript has 3 exons. NCBI's taxonomy places the organism in Eukaryota, Fungi, Ascomycota, Sordariomycetes, Glomerellales, Glomerellaceae. The record is from RefSeq and is a predicted model, not a curated record. Gene Ontology annotation, cellular component: extracellular region; cell surface. The coding region runs from base 1 to 531 and encodes 176 amino acids. Gene Ontology annotation, biological process: glucan catabolic process. Gene Ontology annotation, molecular function: beta-glucosidase activity.